Apodemus sylvaticus (European woodmouse) is the source of this 3366-nucleotide messenger RNA. RefSeq lists its product as uncharacterized. NCBI's taxonomy places the organism in Eukaryota, Metazoa, Chordata, Mammalia, Rodentia, Muridae. Gene Ontology annotation, biological process: cellular response to interferon-beta; defense response. Gene Ontology annotation, cellular component: endoplasmic reticulum membrane. The record is from RefSeq and is a predicted model, not a curated record. Gene Ontology annotation, molecular function: GTPase activity; GTP binding. Bases 121 to 2655 code for a protein of 844 amino acids. The transcript is spliced from 3 exons.
CCCAGCUUAGAGGAUUCCAUGGAGAGCUACCAGUGACCUCGCUCCCAGAGAAGAGGUGACAUCACAGAAGGGCCACCGACAUCACUGCUCAGGAGCAGGUACCAUCAACAUUUCCCAGGCAUGGGUCAGACUUCCUCUUCUACACCCCUUCCAAAGGAGGAUCCUGAUUUGACCUCUAGCUGUGUCACAAAUCUUCAGAAUUUCAAGAUGAAAACCAAAAUCCUGUCUCAGGAAUUAAUCACAUUCAUUGAAUCAUCCCUAGAGAAUGGAAACCUCCGGGAAACAGUUUCUGUAGUUUGCAGAGCACUGAGUGACAUCGAGAAAGCCCCACUGAACAUUGCAGUGAUGGGAGAGACUGGGGCUGGAAAAUCCAGUCUCAUCAAUGCUCUACAGGGAGUGGGGCCUGAUGAAGGAGGUGCGGCUGCUUCCACAGGAGUGGUAUAUACAACCACUGAGAGAACACCACACACUUACUCAAAGUUUCCCAGUGUGACACUAUGGGACCUGCCAGGCAUUGGGUCUACUGACUUCCAAUCACAUGAUUAUCUGAAGAAAAUCAAGUUUGAGGAGUAUGACUUCUUCAUCAUUGUCUCCUCUGGACGCUUUAAAAAUAAUGAUGCAGAACUUGCCAAAGCCAUUGUGCAAAUGAAUAGGAGUUUCUAUUUUGUUAGAACACACACAGAUGUUGAUCUAAUGAUUGUAAAACAGAGUAAUCCUAGGAGAUUCGAUAGAGAGAACACAUUAAAGCAGAUUCGAAAUACCAUUUCAAGUAUACUCAAGGAAGUUACCCACCAGGAGCCUCCAGUCUUCUUGGUCUCUACCUUUGAUGUGUCUGACUUUGACUUCCCAGAGCUGGAAUCCACCCUUCUGAGUGAGCUCCCAGCCUACAAAUGCCACAUGUUCAUGCUCACUCUGUCAGUUGUUACAGAUUCCACCAUAGACCAGAAGAGGGAUAUGCUGAAACAAAAGAUCUGGAAGGCAUCCAUAAUGCCAAGAGCAUGGGCUACCAUACCAUUCAGGGGAUUGACCCAAAAUGACAUAGAGAUGUUGGAACAGACUUUGAAUGACUAUAGAUCUUCCUUUGGACUGGAUGAGGCAUCACUAGGAAACAUCGCUGAGGAUUUGAACAUGACACUGGAGGAACUCAAGGCAAGCAAUAAGUCUCCACAUUUUCUCUCAGAUGAGCCAGAAACAUCCUUAACAGAGAAACUGUUGAAGUACAUUCGAAAUCCUUACUUUUCAAAGUUUUUCCACUUGCAAAAUUAUUUCAUUGACAUGGUUUCGAGUGAUGUUAAAGUUAUCCUCAGUAAAGAAGAGCUUUUGACAGAGAAGCAUCCUCCACUGCACACAGCUACAGUCAAGCCUUCUUCCAGCAGACCCUCUCUUUUAACUGCUCAACUUUUGGCAUUUAGCUUUGAAAAUUUUUUUAAGAAUUUCAAGAAGGAAAGCAAAAUCCUCUCUGAAGAAACCAUCACCUUGAUUGAAUCCCAUCUGGAGGAUCAAAAUAUUCAGGGAGCACUGUCUGAAAUUAGUCAUGCUCUGAGAAACAUUGACAAAGCCCCACUGAACAUUGCUGUGACUGGAGAAACAGGAACAGGGAAAUCCAGCUUUAUCAAUGCCCUGAGGGGAGUGAGGGAUGAAGAAGAAGGUGCAGCCAGCACUGGGGUGGUAGAGACAACCAUGAAGAGAACUCCAUACCCACACCCAAAACUCCCCAAUGUAACACUAUGGGACCUGCCUGGCAUUGGGUCCACUACCUUCCCACCACAAAACUAUCUGACAGAAAUGAAGUUUGGUGAGUACGACUUCUUCAUUAUCAUCUCUGCUACACGUUUCAAAGAAAUUGAUGCACAUCUGGCCAAAGCCAUUGCAAAGAUGAACACAAAGUUCUACUUUGUUCGAACCAAGAUAGAUCAAGAUGUCAGUAAUGAACAGAGAAGUAAACCUAAGUCUUUCAAUAGAGAUAGUGUCUUAAAGAAAAUUAGAGAUGACUGUUCAGGGCAUCUUCAGGAGCUUCUCUCCAAUCAGCCUCCAGUCUUCCUAGUCUCUAACUUUGAUGUGUCUGACUUUGACUUCCCAAAGCUGGAGACCACCCUACUCAGUGAGCUCCCGGCCCAUAAACGCCACAUCUUCAUGAUGUCAUUGCACAGUGUUACUGAGACUGCCAUUGACUGCAAGAGGGAUUUCCUCAGACAGAAGAUCUGGCUGGAGGCCCUGAAAGCAGGAGUUUGGGCCACCAUUCCACUUGGGGGCUUCAUCAGAGAUGAAAUGCAAAAGUUGGAGGAGACCUUGAAUCUCUACAAGACAUACUUUGGGCUGGAUGAAGCCUCACUGGGAAAUAUUGCCAAGGAUUUCAAUGUGUCUGUGAAUGAAAUCAAAGCACACCUUAGGUCUCUCCAUUUGUUAACAAGCAACAAAGAUAUAUCCUUCAAGGAAAAACUGUUGAAGUAUAUUGAAUAUAUUUCCUAUGUUACUGGGGGACCACUUGCCUCAGGCCUUUACUUUAGAAAGACUUACUAUUGGAAAAGUCUCUUCAUUGAUACUGUAGCAAGUGAUGCCAAGUCACUCCUUAAUAAGGAAGAGUUUUUAUCAGAGAAGACAGGUUCAUGCAUGUCUGACAUCCCUGCAUACUGGGAAACAGGGAUGGAGCUGUGAGGCACUAACCUUUGGACUGCCUUUGGGCACAGUCUUAAAGCCUACUUUUAAGCAGCAAACAUUUUCUGGGAAAGACUAGAGGAUUCAUGUCUUUCAGAGACAGAAUAUCACUGUGGCGAGUAAAAAGAGUUGUCCGUGGUAUAAGAACUCUCUUCCAUUAAAGUAUCCUGUCUGGAAAUAUAUGGUUGUAUACAUAUGACUUGCUAUAUCUUUGUCUAAUUAAACUGGGAUCAUUUGUCCCAAGGAGAUUUCCCUUCAAUGCCACGCUCUCCUGAGAUAAAGAAGUUGAUACACUGUGUAACCAUUUGUGCUUUUCUGUAUCUGCCUCAGUUGCAGAAUAAUGACACAGAGGUUUGUUUAUGCAGUAACACCUAUCCCUUAGCUAAGCUUGCUCACCAACUAGCUUAUAACUAAAUUAUCCUGUCUAAACUACUUUAUGUCAGAGAUGAGGCUGGUUGCCUAUUCUCACAAGUUCACACACACAAAAAAUUCAGUUCAUAAAUUGAAGUUGAAGUUUACAACAGUGAAUGUUUACAGGCAUAUUCAUUAGGAGUAACUAUCUGGCUAAACAUCUAUCACCUGUCACAGCUCCACAGGUUCACAGAAGGUUAAAAACCAUAACUAAGUUAUUAGUGAAGUUUUGUAUAGAUAAACCCAGUUAAUAUUUUAUCUUCUGCCCUACCACCUAUAAUAAAUCAUUAGUUCAUUUUU